AAGAAUAUAAUCUGAUAUAUUUUUAGUCUUGUUUUGUUUAAUUAAAUUUACAAAAACGAAAUAAAAUACUUCGUCGCUGUGAAAUUAAACCGAGAUAUCUGCAAAAAUUGAGUUUUCGAGUUCUUGGUGUUAAAAAAAUUAUUUUUUUCCGUUCUAUUUUUAUGUCACACCGCCAUGUCAUAUAGUGGAAUAAAAAUCUAUCAGAUAGCGUUGGGCUAAAUUGCAUUUAUUGCAACUUGGAAAUGACCAUUUUUUAUCAGAAGGCAGAUCUAGUGCGCAAUACGCCAGUGGCUUCAAAACCUUGAAGGAGGAAAGACGUCCAUCAUGUGGCGUUGAGGUGAACCAAACUGAUGUUAAACGGAAAAUAUUGCAUGUGACAAAGUGCUCUGGUGAAAAAUAUGAAUUUUGCAGAUAAGCCGGUUUAAUUUCACAGCGACAAUUUGUGAAAAUAUCGUUUACAUGGAUUUUAGUGUUUUGGGAACUAUGGACCACUAUAAUGAUAACACAGUGAAUCUAACCUAUAGUUAUUCGAGAAAUAAUAGAAAUUUUACCAGAAGUAUUGUUUUCAGAAGAAAAGAAAAUACAGAAUGGAGUCCCCUGAUAUUAAUUCCACUUCUUGCCACAGUUGUACUGAUAGUCACGGUAUUCCUUCUUAUGAUGUUUAGGCAAAAUCCAACAUUCGUUAUUAGUACAGUUGCUUGCUGUCUUAUAUUUGUAACGGUGUACUUAAUCAUGGUUGCCAUGGAUUCUAGCAGACAAUACUUGUAUUGAUGUCUGAAUUUAAAUCAACUACGGAUGGAUUUUUAUAUUUAUUAUAAAAUACAAUAAAUAAGUUGGUUAUUAUCGUCAUUUAGACGGAAGUUGUUUAUACAUAAACGAAAGAAAUUUAAAAUAUAUUUUAUAUAUAGGGA
Messenger RNA from Diabrotica virgifera virgifera (western corn rootworm), 911 nucleotides. RefSeq lists its product as uncharacterized. NCBI's taxonomy places the organism in Eukaryota, Metazoa, Arthropoda, Insecta, Coleoptera, Chrysomelidae. The record is from RefSeq and is a predicted model, not a curated record. The coding region runs from base 460 to 771 and encodes 103 amino acids. The transcript is spliced from 3 exons.